UGGGAAUAUUGUACCUACCACAGGUAGUAUCUCUUCGUGACAUAUUUUAUACGAACUGUGUAUUGUAGAAGAAAGAGAUAUGGGAAGCUGCAUCAAAUCAUCAAAGGGCAAGGUCCUUGUGACAGGGGGGAGCGGAUUUAUCGCUUCACACAUAAUCGACGUAUUUCUCGAUGAUGGAUUUGAAGUCGUCGCGACAGCGAGAUCGGAUGAAAAGGGUCGUAGCAUAGUAAAUUCUGCACCAAUUUCUCAGCAGAAGAACCUUUCAUAUGUUCUCGUGGGAGAUAUCUCAGAGGAUGGAGCGUUUGACUCUAUAUUCAAGACAGAGUCGGCAUUCGACUAUGUUGUUCACACUGCGUCGCCAUAUACCCUCAAGGUCCAAGAUCCGAUUAAAGAUUUACUAGACCCAGCAAUUAAGGGGACGACGGGUAUACUCAAGUCUAUUAAGGCAUACGCCCCGACUGUAAAGCGUGUCGUGAUAACUUCAUCCUCGGCAGCCAUAAUUAACACGCUGAAACAUGCCAAAGUCUACGAUGAGACACACUGGGCACCGUGGACUUUGGAGGAUAUUCACAUCCCGAAAAGGGCGUAUGAAACUAGCAAGGUGCUUUCUGAAAAAGCAGCUUGGAAUUUCGUAAAAACCGAGCAGCCAAACUUUGAUCUUGCCACCAUAAACUGCACUUUUACCUUCGGCCCCGUGCAACGGAGCCUUCCAAGCCUCGAUGCUAUGAAUACGUCCAAUCACCGCAUCCGAGACAUGGUACAGGGCAAGAUGAAGGGGGGUUUGCUACCCACUUUACCAGUAUUCACAUUCGUCGACGUCCGCGAUGUAGCACAGGCACAUCUGAAAGCUGUAACCGUUCCUGAGGCAGGCGGGAACCGUUUCUAUGUUGUCGGGGGUCACUUUUCGAAUAAAAGGAUCGCGGACGUGAUUCGAAAUUCGUAUCCGGAAUUAGCAGGGCAAAUACCUGAGGAUUCGCACGAUGACUUCCCAACAGAUGUCUAUGAGUUCGACAACAGCAAGUCGAAGAGGAUACUGGGAUUGGAUUAUAUCGGACUUGAGAAAUCUGUAAAGGACACUGUCCAGUCGAUACUUGAUAGGAGCUGGAGGCUUUAGACGGAUACCUAGGUACCUACCUACCUACCUAGUAUCUACCUGCCCGUAUGUUACCGCUGAGGGAGAAUGGACUUGAUAUGGAGUGGAUCCUCAAAAUAGGGGGCGGAACAACCACCUGGGCACCUAUGAACACUCAGAUCACAAUUCGCACACUCAACAAAAAGCAACAUAGUCACAUUUAUUAUCUACCUACCUAGGUACCUACCUACCUUACCUACAUACCUCAUAUUACUAUAUUAUCGUGAACUUAGCCGAGAUCUCUUUGAAUUCGACCCUAUCAUUUUUGAAUCAUUUCAUCUGAUCUUAU
Molecule: messenger RNA, 1421 nt
Organism: Annulohypoxylon maeteangense
Lineage: Eukaryota; Fungi; Ascomycota; Sordariomycetes; Xylariales; Hypoxylaceae
Product: NAD(P)-binding protein
Exons: 5
Coding region: 80-1114 (344 amino acids)
Molecular function (GO): oxidoreductase activity, acting on the CH-OH group of donors, NAD or NADP as acceptor
Source: RefSeq, a predicted model, not a curated record